UGUGUUGUUGUUUAUUUGGAGGACUGUCUAAAUAAUAUUAAUAAGAUCAGAGACAGUCUCCACCAUACUAUUCAUACAAAUUGCUACUUUGCUUUUCAAUAUAUCCAACAUCAUAUUUGUAUAUGAUUAUAAAAUUCACUGCUUUGCUUUUCCAUCUUCCAUCUCCUAAUAUUUGAUUUCUUCUUCUUAACUAUUCGUAAUCACUUUGUGAUUUUCAUAUAUAAAUCAGAGAGAUGGCCGAUCCAAACACAAUUAGGACUAUUGUAGGAAUUAUUGGUAAUGUCAUAUCUUUCUUCCUCUUCCUGUCCCCUGCGCCAACAUUUGUGAAAAUUGUGAAAUCAAAGUCGGUGAUGGAAUUCAAGCCAGAUCCAUAUGUUGCAACGGUGCUAAAUUGUGCAGUGUGGGUAUUUUAUGGUAUGCCCUUCGUUCAUCCUGACAGCCUUCUUGUUAUCACCAUCAAUGGCUUUGGUCUCGCUCUAGAGUUGUUCUAUGUCGCCAUUUUCUUCGUCUACUCCGAUUGGGCAAAGCGUCGCAAGAUCAUUAUUGCUUUGGUAAUUGAAGCAAUCUUCAUGGCAAUCCUUAUCUUCGUCACACUGACAUUCCUCCAUGGCACUAAGUCAAGAUCCAUGCUUAUUGGAAUAGUCGCUAUAGUUUUCAAUGUACUUAUGUACACCUCACCAUUGACAGUCAUGAAGAAAGUUAUCACUACCAAGAGUGUCAAAUACAUGCCAUUCUUCUUGUCAAUUGCAAACUUUGCUAAUGGCAUUGUUUGGUCAUGCUAUGCACUCCUCAAAUUUGAUCCCUAUAUCUUGAUACCCAAUGGUCUGGGAACAAUAUCUGGAUUGGUGCAGCUCAUCCUUUAUGCAGCUUUUUACCGCACUACCAAUUGGAACGAAGAUGAAAAAGAGGUUGAACUCAGCGCUUCCAAAACCAACAAGUCAUCAGAUGUCUGAUAAAUAUAGCUACUAGAUGGCUGCAGAGACAAAAACCUCCACACUCCUAAUUUUCUAAAGAAAACCAUAUGGUGCUUAUAGAGAAAAAAUAGAAAGAAAAAAAAAUCGAAUCAGUUUUAUAGAAUUUAUUUACCCCAUGUUUUCACUUCAUUUCAUUGUAUAUACAGGAAAUGAUAUAAAUAAACACAUAUUGUGCUUAUUUACCAAAAUAUAUGUAUGAGAUAUAUGAAUAUCAGUAUACCUUCGGUUU
Molecule: messenger RNA, 1203 nt
Organism: Nicotiana attenuata
Lineage: Eukaryota; Viridiplantae; Streptophyta; Magnoliopsida; Solanales; Solanaceae
Product: bidirectional sugar transporter SWEET5-like
Exons: 6
Coding region: 234-953 (239 amino acids)
Biological process (GO): carbohydrate transport
Cellular component (GO): membrane
Molecular function (GO): sugar transmembrane transporter activity
Source: RefSeq, a predicted model, not a curated record